Messenger RNA from Cutaneotrichosporon oleaginosum, 1694 nucleotides. RefSeq lists its product as uncharacterized. Gene Ontology annotation, molecular function: calcium:proton antiporter activity. Gene Ontology annotation, cellular component: fungal-type vacuole membrane. Gene Ontology annotation, biological process: calcium ion transmembrane transport; intracellular calcium ion homeostasis. The record is from RefSeq and is a predicted model, not a curated record. Lineage: Eukaryota; Fungi; Basidiomycota; Tremellomycetes; Trichosporonales; Trichosporonaceae.
CGCUUCGCUUCUUGGCGUCCAAGCCUCACUCAAGCCACCCGCUCAUCACAUCCACUCUCUCUCUCUCCUCAUCUCCGCUCCGAACUUCGUCGCCCCGUCUUCCGACUUCCCGUCUUCCGACGCCGCCGCCCCCACGUCCUCCCGUUCCUCUAAUCCCCUCCCCCUUCCCGCUCGCGCAGCACUGCGCAGCACAUAGCGUCCGCCUGUCAAUCAAACACUAACCCUCCCUUCAUUCUCUCAUUCGUCCGCACGGCCCCUCAUCUUCUCCUUUCUUUCAAUCUCCCCACCCCCUCCACUCGAUCCACUCAAGCACACAUCAACGUGCAUCAAAGUACACGCCAUGCCGCCCCAUGAGUCUACGCCCCUCCUCGGAGACCACCACACCGAUGACAGUGACAAGUUUAACAUUGUCAAAUCCACCCGCUGGCUUCUCUUCAACUCAUGGCUCAAUGUUUUCCUCAUCGCGGUCCCAGUUUGUCUCGUCGCAGAGGCUCUCCACUGGAGUGCCGUCGCUAGAUUCGUUACCUCGUUCAUCGCCAUCAUCCCCCUUGCCAAGCUUCUUGGCGAUGCCACCGAGCAACUUUCCAUGAAGAUGGGUCAGACCACUGGUGGUCUUCUUAACGCUACCUUUGGCAACGCCGUGGAGCUCAUUGUAGCCAUCGCUGCUCUUCUUCAGAACCAGCUUGACCUUGUUAAGACCUCUCUCCUCGGUUCGGUCCUGUCCAACCUCCUCCUGGUGCUCGGGAUGAGCUUCUUCGCAUCUGGCUUCUACUUCUACGAGUCUACUUUCCAGGUCACUGCUGCGCAGGCCAGCUCGUCGCUCCUCACUCUGUCGUGCAUCACCCUCAUCAUCCCCGCUGCGUACCACGCCUCGGAGGCCGAUGGCAAGACCUGGUCCUUCAGCCCUGGCACCGACCCCGAGCCAGCCCCGUCGUCUAACCUUCUCAUCCUCUCUCGCGGCACCGCCCUCAUGCUUCUUGGCACCUACAUUGCCUACCUCAUCUUCCAGCUGCGCACGCACUCGGGUCUCUUCGAGGCUGAGGAGGAGGAGGAGGAGAUUCCAGACAUGGACAAGUACAGCGCCGGCGUUUGGCUUCUCAUCGUUACCGUCAUCACCGCCUUCGCCGCCGACACUCUUGUUGGCAGCAUUGACGAGACUGCUGAGCAGUGGCACCUUCCUCCUCGCUUCAUUGGUAUCAUUCUUCUUCCCCUCGUCGGUAACGCUGCUGAGCACGUCACCUCCGUCUGGAUGGCCUGCAAGGGCAAGAUGGAGCUCACCAUUGGUGUGGCCGUUGGCUCGUCCAUCCAGAUUGCAGCUGGCAUGAUCCCCCUUCUCGUGAUCAUCGCUUGGCCCUUCCACCGUGACCUCACCCUCUUCUUCCACAACUUUGACACCAUCAUCAUGUUUGUCUCUGUGUUGCUUGUCAACCUCCUCCUCCAGGACGGCCGCACCAACUGGCUCGAGGGGCUGAUGCUCAUAAUCCUCUACGCGGUCAUCGCCCUCAGCUACAUCGUUGCCUGAACAACUUUCGCGUGCCCAAGUUAAAUGACUGUACUGUCGCAGGAUACUCUCCACCCGCCGGUGUAUCAAAGCCACAUUGUGCUCUAAUGCUCCCUUCACCUUCCGCCUUCUAAAUACCCUCUCAAGCACGAAAGAGAUUGGUACUGAAAUGCAUUAUUCCUGUCUUUGCGAU